CCGCAUGUGAUCUAAGUUGGUAGCGAUCACGUUCAGUGCAGCAUUGCUAAUCUUGUAACACGGUGUACAAGAGCUGUUCUACGAGCGAUUGCACAGAAAGAUAUAAGAAUCAGUAGAGCAUGGAGAAACCUAUAGUUCGAGCUAGAGUGGUGAAGGUUCUCGGCAGAACGGGGUCUCAAGGACAAUGUACACAAGUCAAAGUGGAAUUUUUGAACGAACAAAACAGACAGCUCAUCAGAAACGUCAAAGGUCCCGUGCGUGAAGGAGACAUCCUAACGCUUCUGGAAUCUGAACGUGAAGCAAGAAGACUUCGUUAAAUCCGAAAUAAUUAUCGCAUACAAAGAGCUGAUGGAAUUUCGGAAUAGCUGUGUUUAAAAUGAAAUCUUGAUAUUAUAGCAACUGAUUCAAAGAAGAAAAGGCUAUCAUUACGCAUGUGUGAUUCCUAUUUAUUAUUUUCUACUUUGAAACAAUGUAUCGAACAUUUUCUUCUGCUUAUAUUUAUGAAAAGUGAAUUAUGUCUUUUUGCACCUAUUUUAUCAUGUUAAUAAAUUAAUUAACGAUA
Camponotus floridanus (Florida carpenter ant) is the source of this 562-nucleotide messenger RNA. RefSeq names its product 40S ribosomal protein S28. NCBI's taxonomy places the organism in Eukaryota, Metazoa, Arthropoda, Insecta, Hymenoptera, Formicidae. The coding region runs from base 120 to 317 and encodes 65 amino acids. The transcript has a single exon. Gene Ontology annotation, biological process: maturation of SSU-rRNA; ribosomal small subunit assembly; translation. Gene Ontology annotation, molecular function: structural constituent of ribosome. Gene Ontology annotation, cellular component: cytosolic small ribosomal subunit; ribosome. The record is from RefSeq and is a predicted model, not a curated record.